Anthonomus grandis grandis is the source of this 1417-nucleotide messenger RNA. RefSeq names its product protein phosphatase 1 regulatory subunit 21. The coding region runs from base 17 to 1132 and encodes 371 amino acids. The record is from RefSeq and is a predicted model, not a curated record. Lineage: Eukaryota; Metazoa; Arthropoda; Insecta; Coleoptera; Curculionidae. The transcript has 6 exons. Gene Ontology annotation, cellular component: early endosome; membrane.
UACACUAAAAAUCGUCAUGUAUCGCGCGUUCGUAAUCUUCUUGGCCAUAAAUCACUGUUUUUUAACAGUAUUUGGCAACGAUCUGCUUUUUCUUAAGGCAGUGAAAAACGUACCACGAAUCGGGAGAAGUGCUAGUAAAAAUGGGAAUUCGGACUUCGAAAAGUUCUUUCUAAAAGCCUCGAAGUCUGUGCCUAGGAUCGGACGUAGGGACGAGGUGCGAUCUCAAGCGAAUGUCCUUAAAAAAGCCGUUUUAGAUGAACAAGCCAAAAAUUCUGAAUUGAAAGAUCUAGUCAGGAACCAUGAACAAACAAUAAGGAAACAUGACCAAGAGAUGGAAAGCCUUACUUUUCGCAAUGAGCAGCUGACUAAGAGGAUAUCAGUUCUACAGCAAGAACUUCAAGGCAACAAUAAUGGUAAAAAAGGCAAAUCAAAAAUGAUUCAGUCCAAUCAAGUUAUGGAUUUAGGGAUUUUAGAUGAAGAAUUUCAAAAGAAAAUCCUAGAAAAUGCACAACUUUUGAGUAGUAUUUCAGAUAAAGAACUAGAAAUAGCAGCUUAUAAAGAACAAAUAGAAAUGUUGGAAGAGAAAUUACUGAGUUUAGAAAAAUUUAUGGAUAGUAAAAACGAACAGAGCCAACAAAAACUAGAAAAUUUACAAAGAGAAAACGACCUUCUCACUAGUAAAAUAAGGGAAAUGGCUUUAAGGGAGAAUGAAAGGAAGAAUUCUUUAAAUGAAAACGAUGAAAAGGUAUCAUAUUGGAGAGCAGAAGCAGAAAAACUCAGAGCCGAAUAUGAUCGACUUAGCAGUAAACCGAGUUCAGAUGAACAGUUAAAUGAAUAUUAUGAGUCUCAGGUCAAAGAUUUGCUGGAUUCCAAAAGUUUGGCUGUGUCCGAGACGAAAUCUCUGAUGGCUGAAAAUCAAGCUUUGAAAGCAAGGUUGGAAGAUUUAAUAGAGGAACACCUAAAACUGCAAUCCAAGUUGGAUAAAAGCAUUGAAGAACUGGUAACAACAAACGAUAAUUAUAAGAAUCAGCUGGAUGCUAUGACGGAACAUUUAGCCGCGCAAAAUGAUAAAAUAACUCAACAGUGCGACGAAAUACAGCUGCUAAAGCAUAAAAUUUCUUCUAGGAAAUAGGUGUCGUUUUUAGAUAUAUUGGUUUAAUGAAGUUAUACGACAAAAAUUACAGUUUAUUGUUGAAAUUCUUUUAUAUUUACAAUUGGGUGAUAUGCAAUAUAAUAUACAUUAAUUGCAUCCCUUUUAUACACCUUUUUUAGUUUAUAAUGUUAUUCUCAUAAUUUAAAAAAUUUUAGCUCUUAGUUUAUAUUAUACAUUAUAUAACAUAUUGUGAUUUUGACCAUUGAUCUAUUUAUAUAUUAUUAUUGUUUGUCUCACUACUAAGUAAAAUAUUUGAAGACUAUA